AUGACUGCAGAAGCUGUGAACCCAAAAGCAUACCCAUUGGCCGAUUCUCAACUCACCAUAACCAUACUGGACCUUGUUCAACAAGCUGCCAACUACAAACAGCUCAAGAAGGGCGCUAAUGAAGCCACUAAGACAUUGAACAGAGGAAUUUCGGAGUUUGUUGUGAUGGCGGCGGAUACUGAGCCGCUCGAAAUCCUUCUUCAUCUUCCACUCCUUGCUGAAGAUAAGAUUUAUGAUUCAUACUUCAUUUUGCAUAUGUUAGCUUGUUAUGAAACAGUAUGUUCAGAAGGUGAGUGUUGCCAGAACUUGGAAUUGAAGAUGGAUGAGGAGAAAGACAAGAAGGGAAAAAAUUAA
This is a messenger RNA of Ilex paraguariensis (yerba mate), 354 nucleotides long. The record is from the annotation of a GenBank genome assembly. NCBI's taxonomy places the organism in Eukaryota, Viridiplantae, Streptophyta, Magnoliopsida, Aquifoliales, Aquifoliaceae.